CUGUAUCUGUAGUUUUACUGAAGUAAAAAAGUGAGUACUUUACCCACCCCACCACUGAUCAUUUGUGAAAAUGCUAUUGCUGAGGGGAGGCUGAACGCAACUAAAUUGUAAAAAAAAAUAAUAAUAAUAACUUUACCUGAGCGUUUGUUUGCAAUAAUAUAAAAACAAAUAUGGCCAAAAACACACACACACACACACACACACACACAUAUAUAUAUAAAGGCUCAGGAACUUAAGCGUUUGAUUAUACAAUUUUAAAUUUAGCGGGACAGAUUUAAUUCAAGUAUAUUUUGAAUUUAAAAUACACAGUUUUUCCCAUUUGCUUACAUAACUCAAAUAUGUACUUAAUUGAUUCAGUUUUGAGUAUAGUUAUUAUAAUAUUAUUAUUUUUCACAUCCAAAAAUUAAUAAUUAAAGAGGAAUGGAUACCCGGCCGACAGGUGUUCUUACGAGGUGUCCCUUAUUAUUUUUUUCAGGGAGUUGGCAACCCUACAUACAAGUAAACCAGUCAAUUCCAAGCAAAUGGUCUGCGAGCCUUUCUUCUGCACAGAUAGACAUAAAAUAUGAAGAGGAAAAAGAAACAAGUGGAAAAAAGGGGGAAAUAAAAUAAUAUUAGCAUAAACAUUAGUUUUGUAAGAACUACACCACACAUUCCCAACAGCUGGUGGCAGUAAUUUACGCAAACAGUUUCCCGCGGACCACAAAUUAACGCGAAGAAGCCGACAAAAAAGAAAAUGGCCGCAGAGAAAAACAAAAACAAAAGUUGUUACCAGUGCAGUGCAGUUUCUUCCUUUUAAUGAUAUAAACUACCGAAGAUCUUCGUGAAACAUGGGCCAAUCUAGCGAAAAUGACCUUCUCCAGCAACUACUCGAGAUGAAUUUAGUGCCAAGAAAAAAUGGUACACACAGAUACAACGACACAUCUCUUGCUGAUUUCUCAGAAAUGUGGUAUGGGGUUUUUCUAUGGGCAGCCGUCUCCUCUCUGAUCUUCCACCUGCCGGCAUCUUUGCUCUCGUUCGUUGCACUUAGACAGCACAAAAUGGCCCGAUUCAUGCCCAUCGCCAUCCUCUUAAUGGGCAUCGUUGGACCUGUGGGUGGAGGCGUACUCACCAGUGCAGCCAUAGCAGGCGUUUACAAGGCAGCUGGGAAGAAGAUGAUCUCUCUGGAGGCUUUAUUUUUUGGUGUUGGACAGUCCUUCCUGAUCCUCGUUAUUUCAUUCCUUCGAGUGCUUGCCACACUUUAGCGGCAGGAUACAGAUAGCCUCCUUACUAGUCACAACAAUUAGCUGUGGCUUGGACAAAUGGAGAUGCAUCAUGUGAUUUCAUUUCCUGCUGCUUGAGCAGUACGAGGGUAGAACUUCUGCUAAAACAACAUGGAGCAACUCAGGUGAAAAAAUGAAAUAUACAGCAGGAUCCUGCUUGUGUGGACUUUGAUGGGUUUAAUGGGUUCUUAGCCAGUUGGAUCCCAGGAAUGCUAGGCAACAGCCAAUGGCAGAUCAGCUAUAAGUAUGUUACGUUCUGUAAACACUGGAGGCUGCGAGUACCAGUCAUAAUGUAUUUUUGCCUUUUGUAUCCUGAAAUUUCUUCCGUAACGAGGUAAUAUUUGCCCGUUGAGACGUGUUUCAACCUGAAAAUUCAGUAUGUAGAGACGUUUGUAAGUAGUACCAAUAUAGAAAACAAUGAUUUGUACAUGUAUACAUGCAUAUAUCUUAAUAUUUUUAAAUAAAAUAACACUUAG
Messenger RNA from Corythoichthys intestinalis (scribbled pipefish), 1735 nucleotides. RefSeq names its product transmembrane protein 170A (gene tmem170a). The record is from RefSeq and is a predicted model, not a curated record. Gene Ontology annotation, cellular component: endoplasmic reticulum membrane. The transcript has 3 exons. Bases 828 to 1241 code for a protein of 137 amino acids. Gene Ontology annotation, biological process: endoplasmic reticulum tubular network organization. Lineage: Eukaryota; Metazoa; Chordata; Actinopteri; Syngnathiformes; Syngnathidae.